Salmo salar (Atlantic salmon) is the source of this 6297-nucleotide messenger RNA. Lineage: Eukaryota; Metazoa; Chordata; Actinopteri; Salmoniformes; Salmonidae. The record is from RefSeq and is a predicted model, not a curated record.
GAGCCAUGACCAGCCUUUCAAACCACUUCAUGGCUACUGACGUGAGUGCUACAGGGCGGUAGUCAUUUAGGCAGGUUACCUUCGCAGUCUUCCACUAAAUUAUGCAAGUUAACCUAUAGACUGAUAAGCAUGACUGUCAAUUGUAUUUACAUCGACUGGUUUUUCCGUCAAUGAAUGAAAAUCAUUAUUUAGCCAUUUUGGCAGGCAACCGUUUUAUUUAUAGGCUUUAAGAAAAAAAGAUCAGCCAGAAGCCGAUGUAAACCCUGAUCUGAUCGUCCUCAUACAUCAAAGGUUCGACUCCUGACUUUUUGGCUUGGAUGGCCAGUUGUAGAACUUUUACCUUUUUCCCUGUAGUUAAGGAACUUUGCGACAAUGUCCAUUUGGUUUGCUGCUCAUGUCCCCUCUCGGGCCGCCUGUUCGAUUUGCUCGUUACAUUUUGGUAGCCCGUACGAAGUUCUACUUGCUCAGUAGUUGUGGUAUUACCCUUUCCAGUAAUUCUUCCAUUUUGGGUUGUUUAACAGCUUUCGGGAAAAUUUACAAAACUUAAGUCCUCCAUCCUGUUUUGGUCUUUUUGUUAAUCCACGCUUUUCUCAUGCGAUUUCCCCCCCCCCCCCAUGGUUAACCCAGUUUCGGCCUUGUCCACGCGUUUGCCCAGUUCAGUCAUAUCAGUUUUGAUUUAUUUGAUAUCAUUGGAUAUUUUCUUUACCUGUUUAAACAGUUUAUUCUUGCCAGUUCUAAUUUCUGUUAGUAGUGUCUCUAAACUCACUUUAGACAAGUCGUCAGCUUCUUGGUCAAUGGCCAUGUUUCGCUGUUUGUUUCUCUUUCUAGGUUUAGUAUUUGCCAUAACAUGCAGUUGCCAACAUAACUUUUCAGUUAUUUCUUGAUGUUGGUGAAGUUAUUUUCAAUUUAAUUUUAAGAGGCAUACUUUUCAUAAAGGAAGGGAAUUCCAAACGGAUCACCUUCACCUGACUACCUUACGGCCGGCAUACCGGAAAUCGUCUCAAAUCUAUUCAUUUUGGCGUUACAGAUGGAAGUCCGAUUGACUCAUGGAUACCAAUUUUAUAUCUCUGCGCUAACGCUAGUUAGCAACUUGCUUCAAACUGCACGCAGACACACGAAUGUUAUCCAUGAGUUCAUCUGACUCUGGGGAAGUAGAUAAAGAGCCUCAUUGCAUUAAAGGGAUUCUUCUGGAUUUUGACAAUCUCAUUCCGCUACUGGACGGAGAAGAUGGGGAGGGUUUCACAGUGCAUAACGCUUCAUUCACAUUACAUCUGAGCUGUCCGUUGCGUUGUGCAGGAUGUCCUUCAUCUCAAUGGGAACUGUCCGCAAAGGAGUGAUAUAGCAGCGCCCCCUUGCUGUUGAAGGCUUCGUUGCAAAACUUCAGCAAGAGUCUGUCAAAAGAACAGGAUGUUACCAAACCACAGAAAAAUAUGUGGUUUUGUGCGAUUGCUUUAUGGGAUAGCUAGCAACUUCGAAACGAUUAACCAUAAUAGUAAUGUUAAAUAAUACACAUUGGCUGUUAAAAAUAUAUAUUAUAUGGCUGUUUCCUCCCAUUUUACUAUAUUGUGAUGGUUAUGACGUUUAGUUGUUUCUUAUAAUUAUUAGGUGGCGGUCGCUACCUACAGUUUCUUCUACCUAGCCUAGCUUUUAGUUAGUAGUGAUGCGAACUUUGGCUCUUUUUAGUGACUCAGAUCUUUUUGACUCGUUCAGUCAAAAGAACGACUAAGACUCGUUUCGUUAGAGCACAUAUCUGGAGCCACCGCGCCGAAGGAGCGCUUAUUAAUUCUCCUGCAGUCAUUGCUGCCAGCAGGUCAAACGAAUGACAAAAAUGAACUAGUGAGUCGCUCAGAAAAACCAAUCAUGACACUCGAGUCAGUAAAGAGCCGUUAAAAAAAUAACAAGUUCACGAAAUAGCUAGCUGCUCCGUAAACUAGCUCGACUUGAUAGAAAGUUAGAGAAACAAGUUGAGGAAAAAGUAACUAAACAAAACAUGUUUUAUUAUCACCUGAAACAGUGUGUUUCUCCUGUCUUGAAUGAAAAGGUCAUAUUUUGCAAUCUCCCCAAAUAAUUGUAAUCUCUCUCCUUACAUUGUGAACCCCAUAUUCGCCAUCCAGAAACGGAACGAGGGAGCAUGACGAUGACAUAUGGCGUAAUGAAAUACCCGAUGUGUACGGGGCAUCAGGGAUGAGCAAACAAAUCGUGAUAGCCACACACAGAGACCUGCGUUUUGAGGUCAGUUAAUAUUACUUUCCUGUGGAUAUUUUGUCACACAUUUCCAACUGAAUAAGGACGAAAUCAGCAGACGGGUAGAGUAAGUUCAAAUGAACUUUAUUCAACAUUGUGACUUGUAAAGGGACUGUUUGGAUUCUGUUUUACUGUAAAAGUUAGAGACGAGUGAGAAAAUACAUUUCACUCAGAUUAACGUUAGAUGGUGCUUUAUUUACUUAACCAAAACAGUUAACUCGGGCUACAAGGCGAUUCCACAUUCUGCCAACGGAAUGGGAGCGAAAAAUAUUUUUGGUAUAUCAGAUUGUUCUGGCAAUUCUCAUAUAGGAACUUUAUUGUGAGGAAAGAUGUUUAACAUGCUUUUUACAUUUGUAUCACGAACCAUUUUUGUUAAAAUCAUAAUGCAAUUGGCCCUUUAUAGACCUAUACAUGCCUCCUGUAAGACCUUACCGUACAUGAUACAGACAACAUUUUGGUGUCGUCAUACACCUUUUAUAGUGUGCUGUAACAUAUGGAGUAUGUCUACAUUCUGAAAUAUGCAUUUUCAUAUAAAUGUAUUCAACAUUUAAAAAUAUACUAGUCAUACGUAAAGAUUUCCAGAGUGGUCUGAUAUUUUUUAUUAUAUGACCCAUUUUAUAAAUGUAUAUGUAGGUCAUGAAAUAAUCACAUUCCUCAUUUAGGAUUGCACAUUCAGCAAAUCACCAGCAGAGGGAGUUCCCGUUGGUGGUGCUCAUAAAAUGUAUCAGAACUUCAUAAUUAGCAGAGAGCCCACUUUGUGGUGUACUUGUAGAGUAUAUUGUUCCAAACAGUAUGUCUUAAAACGAACAAAAUCAAAGAGUGUAGUUUUGAGAUAUUCAUAUGAAUAUAUUUAUGUGAAAUGUAUAUUUCAGAAUGUAGAUGUACUCCAUAUAUUACAGCACACUAUAAGGAGUUUAAUGAUGACAAAGAUGUUGUCUGUAUCAUGUACUGUUCAAGGGUCUUACAGGAGGCAUGCAUAGGUCUAAAAUUGCCAAUUUCAUAAUUUUUUUCUAACAAAUGAUUUGUUAUACAAAUAUAAAAAGCAUGCUAAACAUCCCUUCCUCCGACUGUAUUUCCUAUGUGAGAAUUGCCAGAACAAUCUAAGAUAUUUGAUUGGUGAUUCUAAGGCCAAGGUUUAUUUGUGUUAUCCAUAUGCCUUGGUUUGUUAAGUUUGUCCCUGCGACCAGCAGUCUAGUCAUUUUUGGUGUUAGUGGACCAGGACAGGACCACCAUGCAGCAGCCCCCACCAGGGGCAGGAGGGCGCUUCUUGGGUAUGCUGUCCCCUGGCCAUGGGGGAAGAAAGCUGGAAGGGAAAUCUUUCUACCUGGAUGCUGUGAAGAGUCGCCCUGCAGCCUUUCUUGCGGAGGCCAUAUCCCAUCUCGGAGGGAGAAUUGAGAGUUUCCUGAAUAAGGAUGUCAGCUUUGUUGUGACUGGGAGCCUAGAGGGACUCCGAAGCGAGAGGUUCGAAAUGACCCGAGGUGGGUCAGACGGGAUGACCGGGGAGUGUCACAGCUCUCCCCGCUCCACCAAACCGAGAGAGAGCAUCAUGACCAGCACCAGGCAGCAGCGUCCAGCCACUGGCACUCCCAGACCAAUGGUGUGUGGCAGCCGUGGGAAGGCCCUGCUAGAGAAAGCUAUUAGGAAUAAUGAACGGCUUCAGGGGAACAGUGUUUUGGCCAAUGCCCGCUCCUGGGGAGUCAAGAUAGUGCACGUGGACGAUCUCCUGACGCAUGUCCAACUGUUGACAGCGGAGAGCUCCAAGGCCAGACGCAGGAAAACUGAGCUGAAAAAUCCAAACAAGUGUCCUGCAGUGUCUCGUGUCAUCAAAGCUGGUGCUUUGAAGUCCCCCUAUGUGAAGGUAGAGGAUUCAAGCAGGAAAUACAAGGCCCUGCACAUGCAGUCCAUGGCCUUCCCCACUCUGUGCUACUCUGGCAGGUUCAGUCCUUUUGAACCCCCUGCACCCCCCCAGCCUGAGAGAGUCAAGGAGGAGGAACAAAAAAAAGCCAGAGGGAAGAAACUUCAAACUUUUCCCCCCACACCAUUAAAUAGACAGAUAAUUAAGAGUUUGAGUACAAGCCAGGACAACCCUCGAAGCCCUCUCCCACGCAACCCCUCACUUUGCCGGGCACGCAAAAAGAACCUGGGCUACUGCGAGUGCUGUCAUGAACCCUUUAAGGACCAGGAUGAGCACUUGCAGUCGGCUCAGCAUCGUGGCUUUGUGCAAGACCCCUCCCACUACAGCCUGGUGGACCAGCUGGUGGCUGACAUGGAACCGGGCUUCGCCCCCUGUCCAGCCCCAGAGUCAGCAUCCUCAACACUGCUCAGGUUGGAGACUCCCCCACUUCUACUACAACUGCCCCACAGCCCCUCUGAGAUGCAGACGCACAGUGAGACGGAGCAUGCCAUCCAGGCCCUGCUUACCCAAGGCUCACCGUCCAACACCCUGGACCCGGAUCCAAGCCCUCCCACUCCGAGCCUAGUCCCCCUGUCAUCCCAUGCUCAGCCUCUCUCCCCUUGCCCUGACACCCCCAGCCUACUCCUCCUGCCAUCCCUCCCCCAGCCUCUCUCCUCCUGCCCUGACAACCACCCUCCCUCCCCCGACACCCUUUGUCAGUCCCCCACCCUAGCCCCUCUACCAAACCACUCCCAGCCCCUCUCCCCCAACACCCAAUGCCAGCCCCCCAGCCCCUACUCCCAGCCUCCUGUCCUCAGCCCUAAAACCAUGUUUCCCUUUGAGCCCAUGUCCCAACCCGACAGCCCCUACUCUCAGCCCCCGGUCCUCAGCCCCCAGGUCCUGCUUCAGCCCCCCACUCCUCACCAUCCCACAGAGGGGAAAGAUAUGGAGAUUGACAGCCAUCUGUCAGCAUCCGCAGAGGUGGAACCAGUCCCUCAGACUGUCCCAGGUCGGUCUCGCUCCCUUCCUCGGCUCUGGAUCACUGCAGCGAACCCGAAGAAACGCAGCCGAUCAGUCAGUCCUGACACCGAGGCCUGCAAGAGGAGAAGGACCUCCCUGGCCAACCGUCACAAAUCAAAACCCAUCUGGGGCUUCAACAGUGCUGGUUGGACAAGGAAGGAACACCAGCCCUUAGUCCUAUCCACAUAUACUGACAAUGAGCUUGUGGCUAAGGCCUACUCCCUGCCCAAAGAACUAGGAACUGCAGAACAAAGACCAACCCCAGAUCAGCUGGAAGUGAAGGGAAUAUCACUGGUGCCAACAAUGACACAAGAGAGCAUAAACAAAGUUGGGAACGGUGUGGGCAUCCGAGCAGCCAACCACUAUCACUCUGUGCCCAUUUUUGGCCCGGGCCAUGCAAUAUGUCCUUCGAUGAAGGUGGACAAGAUAACCAGUUGGCCUCCAGUGGAAGUGUUUGGUACAAACCGCCAUUCUUUUGCCACAUCCGCUCGCUCUAAUACAAGGAGCUUCCCAAGGCUUCCUGUGAAGUCCACAGGCAAUCCGUCAGGUCAUAUGGAUCAUUCCAUCUUCAUGGACGGGGGUGUUCUACAGCAGCACGCCACAGUAACUCCAAACAUCAGUGCAUCUUUCCCUCCCCAGCUUCUUCACCACCCUUCAGAUAGACCAACCCACUGCCCUGCCUCCAGCCAGGACUCCAACCCCUGCCACUCCCAGUCCGUCACCUCUGUCUUUAUCGAGUCUGCCCUGCUUCCCGACCUGGCCAUCCCCUCCGACUCGGACUCGGACUGGGAAUGCGAUCUCAUGUCCCGCCUCGGCCCCCCUGCCGCCACCUCCGCCCCUUCCACCCCUUCCACCCUUUCCCUUCCGCAACCAGCGGGGAGCCACCACCAGCAGCUGGACUUGGAGCUACUACAGAGACCCUGCAGCACCUGGACGCUGCACGACACCAGCUAUGAGUCGCAUCUGUGCGCUGUGUUGCAGCAGCCCCUCACCCUGCCGCCGGACCCCUCUCUAGUGUUUUCCAAGACUAUAAUGGAAAGUCUAGAAGUGACUCGGCACUGACUCGGGAAUGACGGGAGAAGGGUUGAUUACUUGACCCAUCGAAGUCCCAAUACAUAAACCUAAGUGGUUUUACAUAU